AUGUCCGCUUCGUGGCGCAAGGACGACCAUGAGCCAUUGUCCCCUGCUUCCUCCUCUUCCUCCGGGGACGAGGAGGAUGUGAACUGUCGCGUUUCUCCACACUGGCCUGACUAUCGUAACCUGUUGCUGUCGAAGGGAUUUCGCUUGGACACCGUGCGCGACGUUAAACAGUAUUACCGUGAUCACUUUGCGGACGGUGUCAACCGACUACCGUCCUCGACAAGGGCGCGCUUAUCACAUGGGGACGAUGCUCUCUGUCCGGAUGACGGGCUGCGCGACAAUCUGUUUCGAGGAACAUGCAUUCGGAACGGUGCAAAAGUUGUUAUCAAGGCCGUGCACUGCCGAAGCCGUGAACUAGAAGUGAUACGGUUUCUUUCGACGUCCCCAAUUCGAGAGCAUGAAAUGAACCACUGUAUUCCCGUCCUUGAUCUGGUAGUUGUACCUGACGAUGAGCUGGCCUUCAUCGUAAUGGAGGAAUGGUCUUCGCAAUUGAUUGCGGAUGGGGGGCCAUGCUGCUUAGGACUUUUUCUCGGAGCACUACGGCAAUGCAUCGAGCAUGCCGUCUUUAUGCACAUGCAUCGAAUCGCUCACCUGGACAUCUCCCUACGAAAUCUGGUCACUGAUUAUAACGGCCGCUAUGCAUACAUUGACUACGAGUUGAGCCGGAGAGUGGAGCUAGGGCAACGUGCAUCCAUUGUCGAUUUUCGAGCCACAGAAGUUCCUCCGGAAUGCGAAAAUGGUGAAUGCGGCGAUCCAUUCAAGGUGGAUGUAUGGGCCCUUGCGGUGCUAAUGCUCCGAGCAUGCAAAAUGUGCGGAUAUUGCGUCCCAGAACUACUUGAGAUCAUCAAGCCCAUGCUGAAUGAAAAUCCAGAUGACCGUCCAACGGCUCUCGCGGUAUUGAAGGCAUUUGACAGGAUGAUACCAUUGAUUGGAGACCAUCGACUGCAAAUCUGCUGA
Messenger RNA from Desarmillaria tabescens, 957 nucleotides. Its product is annotated as kinase-like domain-containing protein. NCBI's taxonomy places the organism in Eukaryota, Fungi, Basidiomycota, Agaricomycetes, Agaricales, Physalacriaceae. Bases 1 to 957 code for a protein of 318 amino acids. The record is from RefSeq and is a predicted model, not a curated record. Gene Ontology annotation, molecular function: protein kinase activity; ATP binding. The transcript is spliced from 5 exons. Gene Ontology annotation, biological process: protein phosphorylation.